CAAGGAUACAGUAAUGCAUGCAACAUUAUGGAGGUGGACUGCCAUAAAACACAGAACAACAUAGUUCAUCCAUUCAAAUAGUUAUGUGUUUUCUGUCUGUGAAAGCGAAAGCCAAACAGGAUAAAACGAAGAAAGAAGCAGACAGGGCAUGACUCCAUCUCUCCAACAUGAAUAAAAGGAGAAAACGUACUUUCCCCCCUCCUUUGCCACAGAGCGAAGAACCCUCUGAACUGUACCAAAGAGUCUUGAGGAACAACCAAAACCCACCAGUCCAGCCCCAUUCAAAGGCUGUGGAAGUUCCUCACAAAAAGAGGCGUCAUCGCCGCUGCACGACCAGAGGGCCUGUUCCCAGGAAAGGACACAUGACUCUUACAGAACAAGAUAAGAAGAUGAGAGACGUGCCACCAGACCCUGAAGACCCUGAGGAUGUAGAAACGUAUAUGUACCAUAUCACCACUGGUGUCCCCAACUCUGUGGUGGCCCCACAACCCCCUGAGCAGAUGCAGGACAUCUUGUACCGGCUGUCUCCGUUCAAUAAGGACAGCAGUGACAAUAUCCAGACUCUCAGGGAUAGCUUGAAAAAGGAGGUCAAAGAGGUUUAUUACUUCAGUCUCAAAAAGAGCAUAGUGGAAUACAUUCUGAUUGACCCAUCAAAGCUGAAGCAACUGUCCAUAAGCAAGAUUCCCAAGCCCCAUUUGAGGCAGGUGUACUGGGCAGCGACCUACAGAAAGGCCCUCGAUUGGCAAAACCAGCAUGUGUUUACUGUCAAUCCCAUAAUGAUAUUGUUGCAAGAUGUCUGGCUAAGCAGCUUCGCAUCCUUGAGAUUUGUCAGACUUGAGGAUCUUUUCUCUGCCGGCCUCCCACUCGUGCCAUCUGAGUUUGAGGAGAUUGUCCAGAGGCAGUGCUUCAACACCAGAGAAGAACUCAUCAACGAGUGGCUGUGUCAGUGUGAGACCGUGUUCCGCGACUUUCAGGGCCUGUGGUGGCCCCUCGUAAUUGAGAACGGGCAGCUGGCUCCGGAUCGAAUGGAGGAGUUUUUCAACUGCGUUGCUGCUCACAUGUCAUUGCAUCUCCGAAGCCUGGUCACAGAAUCAUUACGGGAUUUGCUACAUUUCUUCACAAUACACGAGGAGGGCAAUGACUUUGGAGAGAUGUUUGAUGAGAUGCAGUAUUUUCAGCCUCAGGUCUUUGUGGUUACCCUACAAGCAGAUGGGCCGAACAUUAACUUUUGUCCGAGCUUCCAGAAAUGUUGGCAGAUCGUCCGUGGAGCCUUCAUGGAAAUCCUCAAAAGUGCCGAGAAUCUGUCAAGGGUGGAAUGUUACCUCUUUCCCCAUAUGAAGAACUUGUACCUUCGCACUGUGAGGCGUGAUGAGUCGUUGGUAACAGACCUAAUGAACAAAGUUGAGGAUGUCUUCAACAGGAACACUGUCGGACCUAAAAAGUAUUUAAAUAUGUAUCAAAAAUACAGCGAUCUAUUGGACAAUACGGCAAAGCGGGAGACAACAACGUUCAUUAAAGAGACGCACUCGUUAGAGGAAUGUACAAGGAAAAUCAAGCACUUCAAUGACACGUGGAAGGAGAUUGCCUUACUGUUUGUCACAGUCCCUCUGUCCAUGUUUUGUCUGGACGCUGUCAAGCUAAAUGAAGACCUGUGUGACUGCUGUGAGACACUGAAAGACAGGAUGGUCAUGUUUGAAUUAGACGAGAACCGAACGCUCAACAAGGGGAUUUGUCAAAGGUUUGAGGAGAUUAUCAAGACCCUCAGAAGUACUGCAGAAACCACAGAGGAGGUGGUGACUCUCUUCCGGUACAUUGAAAAGACCAGUAAGGUGACUCUUCCUCAGCUAAAAAAUGAGAUUGAAAAGGCAAGACACCGCCUCAACUUCCUGCUGGACUACGCCCCUCUGUCAUCUGAUGACGUAAGACUGAACACCCGUGUUUUUCAGUGGCCCAAACAAGUCCUGAUUGAGCUUGAGGACAGUAAAGAACGUCUGGCCAUCAUUAGAGUAAAGGUUGACAAGCUGCUCCAAAAGAGGGUGAAAGAAUUUGACCAGAAACUGCUGCAUAUGGAAAAACAGAUACAGACUUUUAAAAAGAAAUCCGUCAUGACCAUGGAGGAGAUAAAGAAGAAUGUGCAGACUAUCUCUGGAAUCAACUCCAACCUCGAGUCUGCUGUCUUUGAACUAGAGGAAAUCAACAAGGAGCAGGAACUGCUGGGGAAGGAUCAGAGCCAUUUCCCAGUGCUGCAAGUUAUGAUCGCUGAGAAACAGCCACAUGAGCAGCUCUGGAACACGGCACUAAAGUUUGAGGCCAACUCACAAGAGUGGAUGAAUGGUCAUUUCCGAAAUCUGAACGCUGAGGACAUCUCUGAGGACCUGGAUUCCAUGUGGAGGACCAUGCAUAAACUGAACAAGUCUUUCACGGAUCUUGUUGGUCCUUGUCGUGUGGCUCAAAGCUUCAGAGGCAAGAUAAACCUGUUCAAGAAGCACCUUCCCGUCCUGACAACCAUCUGUAACCCUGGCAUGAAAGAGAACCACUGGGACAAGAUUAGCGAGAUUGUGGGCUUUGAAGUCAUACAAGAAGAGAAUAGCUCACUGCUGGACAUGUUGGACCAGGGCCUGUCCAAGUUCGCUAAUCAGCUGGAAGACAUUGGAGCAUUAGCUAGUAAGGAGUACUCUCUGGAGCAAGCGCUGCUGAAGAUGAAAAAUGAAUGGGCGGACCUCCACUUCACUUUCACUAAAUACCGAGAUUCAAAUAUCAAAAUUGUAUCAGCUGUGGAUGACAUCCAAAUGCUUUUGGAUGACCACAUUAUGAAGACACAGACUAUGAAAGGUUCACCUUUCAUUGCGCCAAUAGAAGACGAAUGUAAGCAAUGGGACAUAAAGCUGGUGAGCAUGCUGAACAUCUUGGAGUCCAUGCUAAAGUGUCAGGCCACUUGGCUCUAUCUCGAACCCAUCUUCAGUUCCAAGGACAUCAUUGCACAGAUGCCUCAGGAGGGACGCAAGUUUGAAAUUGUGGACGACUACUAUAAGAAAAUGAUUGUCGUGGCUGUUAAAGAUACACAUGUGCUGGUGGCUACAGACCAGCCUGACAUGCUGGAGCGUCUGCAACAGUCUAAUGUGCUCCUAGAUGAAAUCCUAAAAGGCCUUAAUACUUACCUGGAAAGGAAGAGGCUGUUUUUCCCUAGGUUCUUCUUUCUGUCAAACGACGAGCUGCUGGAGAUUCUGUCUCAGACCAAAGACCCGCUGUGUGUACAGCCUCAUCUGAAGAAAUGCUUCGAGGGCAUCGCCAAACUGGAGUUCACAAAGAAGCUGGAGAUCACCGGCAUGAUCAGCUCGGAGAAUGAGAUCGUGCCCUUCACAGAAAGUAUCUUUCCAGCUAAAGCCAAGGGUAUGGUGGAGAAGUGGCUACUGCAAGUGGAGAACCUGAUGCUCAAGAGCGUUCGACACGUUAUCCAUCAAGGGGUGAUUCAGUAUGCGGAGUUGCCCAGAAAGGAAUGGGUGUUGAAGUGGCCAGGCCAAGUUGUCAUUUGUGCUUCUUCCAUUUUCUGGACAAGUGAAGUGUCUGAAGCCAUCAAGAGCAACUCCCUGCCUGCCUAUGUGGAGAAGUGUAACGCCCAGAUUGGUGACAUUGUGGAGCUGGUGCGUGGGAAGCUUACAGGAGGGGCAAGAAUGACCCUUGGUGCCCUUACUGUGAUCGACGUUCAUGCUCGAGAUGUUGUUGCGAAAUUGGCGGAGGACGGCAUCUCCACACUGAAUAACUUUGAAUGGAUUUCUCAGCUGCGUUACUUCUGGGAGAGCGGAGAUGUGAUUCUACGCAUGAUCACUACAUGCCUGAAAUAUGGCUAUGAAUAUCUGGGGAACUCCCCUCGUCUUGUCAUCACACCGCUCACAGACCGCUGCUACAGAACUCUAAUGGGGGCCUUGAAGCUGAACUUAGGAGGAGCUCCAGAGGGUCCUGCUGGAACUGGCAAGACUGAGACCACAAAAGAUCUGGCAAAAGCUUUGGCUAAACAGUGCGUGGUGUUUAACUGUUCUGAUGGUCUGGACUACAAAGCGAUGAGCAAGUUCUUCAAAGGUCUGGCUCAGUCUGGAGCGUGGGCCUGCUUUGAUGAGUUCAAUCGUAUUGAGGUGGAGGUGCUGUCUGUGGUGGCUCAGCAGAUCCUCUGCAUACAACAGGCCAUUGCCAAGGAUCUGAAGACCUUCAUCUUUGAAGGGACGGAGCUGUCACUCAACCCAACCUGCUCUGUCUUCAUCACCAUGAACCCUGGUUAUGCUGGCAGGGCCGAACUCCCUGACAAUCUGAAGGCCCUUUUCCGAACAGUGGCUAUGAUGGUUCCAGACUAUGGUCUCAUUGCAGAGAUCUCACUCUACUCCAUGGGCUUCAUUGAAUCUCGCAGCCUGGCUCAGAAGAUUGUGGCCACGUACCGUUUGUGCUCCGAGCAGCUGUCCUCACAGCACCACUAUGACUACGGUAUGCGAGCUGUGAAGUCUGUGUUGACUGCAGCAGGGAAUUUGAAGCUGAAAUACCCAGAGGAGGAUGAGAGUGUGCUGUUGCUUAGGGCGCUGAUGGAUGUCAACAUGGCCAAGUUUCUGGCCCAGGAUGUUCCUCUGUUUGAGGGUAUCAUUUCUGAUUUGUUUCCGGCAGUUGUCCUUCCAAAACCAGACUAUAAUCUCCUCCUGAAGGCCCUCAAUGACAACAUUGCUAAGCUCAACCUUCAGCCUGUCCAAUGGUUUAUUGGCAAAAUUAUUCAGGUUUAUGAGAUGAUGUUGGUACGGCAUGGCUUCAUGAUAGUAGGAGACCCUCUUGGAGGAAAAACUUGUGCUUACAAGGUCCUUGCAGCUGCUCUUGGAGAUCUAUAUAAAGCCAAGGUGAUGGAUGAGUUUGCAGUAAACUACAGCAUCAUCAACCCCAAGUCCAUCACCAUGGGCCAGCUGUAUGGCUGCUUCGACCCUGUCAGCCAUGAGUGGUCUGAUGGUGUCCUGGCCACCACUUACAGGGAUCAGGCUAUGUCUACCUCAGAAAAUCGACAGUGGAUCAUCUUUGAUGGACCCAUCGAUGCUGUCUGGAUUGAGAACAUGAACACUGUGCUGGAUGACAACAAGAAGCUCUGUCUGAUGAGUGGCGAGAUCAUACAAAUGAGUCCCAAGAUGAGUCUGAUCUUCGAACCUGCUGACCUGGAGCAAGCCUCACCGGCUACUGUCAGUCGGUGUGGAAUGAUCUACAUGGAACCCGAUCAGCUGGGCUGGACUCCUCUCAGAGAUUCUUACAUGACCACUCUGCCUGAAAGACUGAGUUCAGAACACAGAGAGCUGAUCAUGGACCUGUUUGAUUGGUUAGUUCAGCCCUGUCUGGAUUUUAUUAACAGCAAUUGUCGCUUUGUGAUUCAAACGUCUCCCAUUCACUUGGUCCAUUGUCUAUUGAAGCUGUUUACCUGCCUGAUGGAUGAAAUCUCUAAAUCAGGAACCAAACGUGCAAAGACUAUGUCCAGCCAGCAGAUAACCAUGUGGCUGCAGGGCCUGUUUUUGUUUGCGGCUGUUUGGACUUUGGGUGGAACCAUCACCGGGGAGUGUCGUAAGAAGUUUGAUGUCUUUUACCGCAAUUUGAUCAUGGGCACAAAUAGAGAGCACCCUCCGCCUGAGAGUAUUACUCUUAAAGCAGAGAACAUCUUCCCUAUCAAAGACACUGUAUAUGACUAUUACUUCCAUAAAGAUGGACAUGGGCAGUGGAAUAUAUGGACUUCUUUAAUCACAAAGGCAGAUAAUGUCAUUUCAGCUGAAGCCAAUGUGUCAGACCUCAUUAUUCCAACAACGGAGACAGCUCGUCAGUUGUUUUUCCUGCAUACCUAUCUGGCGCAUGAAGUACCCAUGCUUUUUGUGGGGCCAACUGGAACUGGCAAAUCUGUGAUUAACGACAGCUUCUUAGCAAAGCUGCCAAAGGAGCGGUACACUCCUAACUGUAUCAACUUCUCAGCCCGCACCUCAGCAAAUCAGACCCAAGAUAUGAUCAUGACAAAGCUAGACAGAAGAAAGAAGAACAUGUUUGGACCUACAAUGGGGAAAAAAUGUAUCAUCUAUGUUGAUGACCUUAACAUGCCAGCUAAAGAAAUCUAUGGUGCCCAACCACCAAUCGAACUACUUAGGCAGUGGAUUGACCACCGCCACUGGUAUGACAAGAAGGACACCUCCAGACUGAACAUAGUGGAUGUGCUGUUUAUGUCUGCAAUGGGGCCUCCCGGUGGUGGGAGGAAUGACAUUACAGGCCGCUUCACUCGUCACUUGAACAUCAUCUCAAUUAAUUGCUUUGACGACUCAACACUGACAAAGAUAUUCAGCUCGAUCACUGACUGGCACUUCAGCAAAGGGUUUGAUCCCUCUUUCCUCAGGUUAGGCAGCAUCAUGGUCCAGGCAACAAUGGCAGUCUUUAAGGAAACUAUAGACAGCUUCCUCCCCACUCCAUCAAAAUCCCACUACAUCUUUAACCUCCGAGACUUUGCUCGAGUAAUACGAGGUGUACUGCUGGCUCCAAGCACACACAUGCAGGAUCAAAACAAACUGAUCCGCCUGUGGAUCCACGAGGUCUACCGUGUUUUCUACGACCGACUUAUUGACAACAAGGACAAGGGAACAUUCUUUGGAAUUGUUAAACAGAGAACCAUAAAGCAUUUCAAGCUGAGCUUGGACAAUCUCCUGAGGCACCUCACCACAAAUGGCAAGGUAGUGGAUGAAAACAUCCGUAGCUUGUUCUUCGGUGAUUAUAUCAAACCUGAUACUGAGUCCAAGAUCUAUGAUGAAAUCACAGACGUGAAUGUCUUGCAAGAAGUGAUGGAGAUCUACCUGGAGGAUUAUAACAACUACAGCAAGACGCCCAUGAAUCUUGUUCUGUUUAAGUUUGCAAUAGAACACAUUUCCCGCAUAUGCCGCGUACUGAAACAAGACAAUGGCCACCUUCUGCUCGUUGGCAUUGGGGGCUCCGGGCGACAGAGUGCCACUAAGCUGGGCACCUUCAUCAAUGAUUACAGCUUGAUCCAGAUUGAGCUGACCAAAACCUACAACAUGUCAGACUGGCGAGAUGACCUGAAGCAGAUGAUGCGUAAAGCAGGCAUCGAUGGCAGGAACUCAGUUUUUCUGUUCAAUGACUGCCAAAUUAAGACUGAGGCCAUGUUGGAAGACAUCAACAUGUUGCUUAACACCGGUGAUGUGCCUAACAUCUUUCCUGCUGACGAACGUGCUGAAAUCCUGGAGAAAGUGCAGGGAAUUGCCCGGAUGGAAGGCAAAAAGAUUGAUCCUACUCCACUUCCAUUAUACAACUUCUUCAUUGACCGUGUGAAGGCUAACCUUCAUAUAGUCCUAGCAAUGAGUCCCAUUGGCGAUGCAUUUAGGAACCGUCUUAGAAUGUUCCCCUCCCUCAUCAAUUGCUGUACCAUUGACUGGUUUCAUGAAUGGCCAACUGAUGCUCUGGAGAUGGUGGCCCAGAAGUUCCUGGAAGACGUGGAAAUGGAGAGUGAAAUCAGAAAAGAGGUGGUGGAGAUGUGCCAGACCUUCCAGACAGGUGUGGUGGAGAUCUCAAAGUCAUUCUUCUCCAGCUUAAGGAGACACAACUAUGUGACACCCACUUCCUACCUUGAACUUAUCCUCACCUAUAAGACUCUGCUAAAUGAUAAGAGGAAUGAAGUGGACACUGCAAGGAACCGUUAUAUUGUUGGUCUGCAGAAAUUGGACUUUGCUACAUCUCAGGUGUCAGUGAUGCAGCAGCAGCUGACAGCCUUGCAGCCAGAACUUAUCCAGACCUCAGCUGAGACAGAUGAGAUGAUGGGAAAGAUAGAGACGGAAACAGUGGAAGUGGACGCUAAGAAAGAUUUAGUGUCUGCUGAUGAGAAAGUGGCUAAUGAUGCAGCAGAAGCAGCUCAAGUCAUUAAAGAUGACUGUGAGAAAGACUUGGCCAUAGCAAUGCCUGCACUGAAUGCUGCCCUGUCCUCCCUGGAUACCUUAAAACCUGCUGACAUUACAGAAGUAAAGUCUAUGAAGAACCCACCUGGUCCAGUCAAACUUGUAAUGGAAUCCAUCUGUAUCAUGAAUGGAGUUAAACCUGAGAAAAAACCUGAUCCUUGUGGCUCAGGUAAGAUGAUUGAAGACUUCUGGGGCCCUUCAAAGAAACUCCUGGCAGACCAGAAAUUUUUGGAACGUCUGAAAACCUAUGAUAAAGACAACAUCCCUGCUGUUUAUAUCAAGAAAAUCAGAGAUAAAUUUGUUGACCACCCUGACUUUCAGCCCUCUGUUAUUAAAAAUGUCUCCUCGGCUUGUGAGGGUCUGUGUAAAUGGGUGCGGGCGAUGGAAGUAUAUGAAAACGUAGCCAAAGUCGUCGCCCCAAAGAAGGAGAGGUUGAAGCAGGCUGAGGAUGAGCUGGCGGCACAGAUGGAAAUGUUGACUGUGAAGAGAGCUGAGCUGAAAGAAGUAGAGGACAGGCUGCAGAGCUUGUACGACGAGUUGGCGAAAAUGAUGAGGAAGAAGGAAGUGCUGGAAAACAACAUUGAAUCAUGUUCUCAGAAGCUGAACAGGGCAGAGAAGUUGAUUGGAGGACUUGGUGGAGAGAAGGACAGAUGGACAGAGGCUGCAAGGCAACUAGAGAUUAGAUUCAUCAACCUGACAGGUGACAUACUCCUCUCUUCUGGAACUGUAUCCUACCUCGGGGCAUUUACUGUAGAGUUCCGUACACUGUGUCAGGAUAAAUGGCACACCCUGUGCCAAGAGAAGAAAGUCCCCUGCUCUGAGGACUUUACCCUCAGCACCACUCUAGGUAAUCAAGUGGCCAUCAGGGCAUGGCAGAUUGCUGGGCUGCCGGUGGACUCCUUCUCAACAGACAAUGGUAUCAUCGCAUUUAACUCCCGUCGCUGGCCGCUAAUGAUAGACCCUCAAGGUCAAGCCAACAAGUGGAUCAAGAACCUGGAGAAGGAAAACCACCUUGCAGUCAUAAAACUAUCAGAUGACAACUAUGUGAGAGUUUUGGUACAGUGCAUUCAGUUUGGUACCCCUGUUCUUAUGGAGAAUGUUGGCGAGGAACUCCAUCCUGUACUUGAACCUGUGUUACUGACGCAGACCUUCAAACAGAAGGGCGUGGAGUACAUGAAGAUAGGGGAGAAUCUGGUGGAAUAUUGCAAUACCUUUAAGUUCUACAUGACCACUGGAUUGAGAAACCCUCACUAUCUCCCUGAAGUGGCCGCCAAAGUCUGUCUGCUCAACUUUAUGAUUACCCCGCAAGGCUUACAGGACCAGCUUUUAGGGCUUGUAGUAGCCAAAGAGAGACCUGAACUUGAGGAGAAGAAGAACCAGCUCAUUCUAGAGAGCGCUGCCAACAGCAAGCAGCUAAAGGAAAUUGAGGAUAAGAUCCUGCAAGUACUCUCCUCUUCUGAAGGGAACAUCCUGGAGGAUGAGGAGGCAGUUAAGAUACUGUCAUCUUCCAAGGUUCUCUCAAUGGAGAUCUCUGAGAAGCAAAAAAUUGCCCAUGUCACUGAGAAUGAGAUUGAUGACACGCGUAUGGGCUAUCGUCCUGUGGCAGAGCACUCAUCUGUUUUGUUUUUCUGCGUCUCACAGCUAGCCAACAUCGAACCCAUGUAUCAGUACUCCUUGACCUGGUUCAUCUACCUUUACCUGUAUUCCAUCGCUGACAGCGUGAGUAGUGAUGAUGUGGCUGAAAGAAUCAGCAAUAUUGUGGAACACUUUACUCUCUGCAUCUAUAAAAAUAUCUGCCGUUCACUUUUUGAGAAGGACAAGCUGCUCUUCUCCCUACUGCUCACUGUAGGCAUAAUGCAGGGCAGGGACCAGAUUGAUAACCAAGUCUGGCAGUUCCUUUUAACAGGUGGGAUUGCUUUGGAUAACCCGUAUCCCAACCCUGCUCCAGAGUGGCUGUCUGACAAAAGUUGGUCUGAGAUUGUAAGGGGCUCUAAACUGCCAAACCUGAAUGGUUUUUUUGAACAUGUUGAGCAAAACAUCCCUGAAUGGAAGAAACUUUAUGAUUCAGGACACCCUGAAAAAACCCAGUUGCCUGACCAGUGGAGAGAGUUGGAAGGGAUGGAUCGAAUGGUUGUGAUCAGAUGCUUCAGACCAGAUAAACUGGUCCCAGCAGUGCAGGAUUUUAUAGUAGCUAAUAUGGGGCAGGCUUACAUUGAACCACCUACGUUCGACUUGGCAGGGAGCUACAACGACUCAAACUGUUGCACCCCUCUUAUCUUUGUGUUGUCACCAGGAACUGAUCCAACUGCAGGUCUGCUGAAGUUUGCUGAUGACCUCGACAUGGGGGGCAAUAUGACCCAGACCAUUUCCCUCGGGCAGGGACAGGGACCCAUAGCAGCUCAGAUGAUUGACAAAGCCAUCAAAGAGGGCUCAUGGGUAGUACUGCAGAACUGCCACCUGGCUACCAGCUGGAUGCCCACUCUGGAGAGAAUUUGUGAAGAAACCAUCGUCCCAGAGUACACACACACCAACUUUAGGUUAUGGUUAACUAGUUAUCCAUCCGACAAGUUCCCCGUCAGUAUCCUGCAGAAUGGGCUGAAGAUGACCAAUGAGCCUCCUAAAGGAAUCAGAGCUAACCUGCUGCGCUCUUACCAGAGUGACCCCAUUUCCGACCCCAGCUUCUUUGGCGGCUCCAACAAGCAAGAAAUUUGGCAGAAGCUCCUCUUCGGUCUCACUUUCUUCCAUGCAUUAGUACAGGAAAGGAGGAACUUUGGACCUCUGGGCUGGAAUAUUCCAUAUGAGUUUAAUGAGUCUGACCUGAGGAUCAGCAUGAGGCAGAUCCAGAUGUUCCUGGAAGAGUAUGAGGAUGUUCCACUGACAGCCCUCACAUACCUUACAGGUGAAUGCAACUACGGAGGCAGGGUGACCGAUGACAAAGACAGACGUCUGCUGAUCUCGCUCCUGUCCAUAUUCUACAGCUGGGAGCUGAUAGAGCAGGAAUGCUACAGCUUGUGUGAGGACAACCUUUAUCACAUCCCAGCUGAUGGACCCUAUCAGGCAUAUGUUGACUACAUUCGCAGCCUACCGAUUUGUGCGGAUCCUUGUGUGUUUGGACUUCACAGCAACGCUGACAUCACUAAAGACAAUCAAGAAACCAAUCAACUCCUGGAAGGAGUAUUAUCAACUCUGCCUAGGGAGAUGGGAGGCGGGGAUAAAUCUCCUCAGGAGGUAGUAGAUGAGCUUGCAGGAGACAUCCUGUCCAAGCUGCCAGAUGACUUUGACAUACAAAUGAUAAUUGAGAAAUACCCCGUCAUGUAUGAGGAAUCUAUGAACACCGUUUUGAGGCAGGAAAUAAUCCGCUUCAACAGACUCACAAAUGUGGUGCGGCGCAGCUUGGUCAGCGUCCAAAAAGCUUUGAAGGGCCAGGUUGUUAUGUCUUCUGAACUUGAGGGCAUUUUUAACAGCAUGCUGGUGGGCAAGGUGCCCGCUAUGUGGGCAGCCAAGUCUUACCCCUCUCUCAAGCCAUUGGGAAGCUACAUGACUGAUCUGUUAGCCAGACUGCAGUUCCUGCAAGACUGGAUAGAUGACGGCCCACCUACAGUCUUUUGGUUUUCUGGCUUUUACUUCACUCAGUCAUUCCUUACGGGAGUGUCUCAGAAUUUUGCCAGGAAGUACACCAUCCCCAUAGACUUCAUUGGGUUUGAAUUUGAGGUUACUGAACAAGAGACCAACAUGAAUGAGAAGCCAGAGGAUGGAGCCUAUGUUAGAGGCCUCUUCAUGGAGGGUGCACGCUGGGACAGGGAGAAUAUGGUCAUUGGAGAGUCCCUCCCCAAGAUCCUCUUUGACUCAUUACCCAUCAUUAAGCUUAAACCAGGAGAGAUGUCCAAAUUUAAGCAUGAAAACAUCUAUGUAUGUCCUGUUUACAAAACCAGUGCUCGCAGAGGGACUUUGUCCACCACAGGUCACUCGACUAACUAUGUCCUGUCCAUCGAGCUGCCAUCUGACAAGCCACAAAAACACUGGAUCAACCGCGGAGUGGCCUGCCUCUGCCAGCUGGAUGACUAGGACCUAGAUGCAUUGUGUUUUUUAGAUGAAGACUACAUACAUAGAUAACUGUACAGACAACAAGUACCAUUAAAUUCCAUUUAACAGUGUGCAGUUUGUGCAUUUUAGAUGUUCAGAUAAAUAACAGAGGUGGUACUCAUGUAUUCAUAAUCUUUGUUUGUGCUAAUUGCAUAUUCAACUGAGAUACAGCCGGGGAGCAAAUAAAUGUCACAAAUGCACAGCAUGAUUUUACAUCAGACCUGAUUUCAAACACUGAUGUCAACAUAAUGCUAUUUCAAUUUCUGAUUAGAUGAAGGACAGAAAAAUGUAGGAUAACGGAUCACCUAUGUCUAAUUGGGCGCUUUCCACAACACAGUUCCAGCACGACUCGGCACAGCUCGACUCUACUCAGUUUUGGUAUCGCUUUCCAUUACUAUAGUACCUCCUCAACGUGGGCGGAGUCAUCAUAGCUGUGACAUCGUUUGACUUUGAUGGCACCCUGCUUCACCGUGAGGGUUCGCCCUUGAGUAUGAAAAUUAUUUUCUGGUUCAACAAGCAAAUUGGUGAUUUAAUCAACAAAAGGCUGAAUCAGCACCAGCUUAGUGCUGUUCAUUUCAUUCAGACUACACAUUAUUACAAGUAUGGCGAAGUUACAGGGCACGUCCUGUUUUGUGGCAAGUGUUCUAAAUUUGCCAUGGUUGAUGUGGCCACCUUUUGAUAACUUUUCAUCUUUGAUGUGUCCAGUAUAAAUUCAUGCAAAAUGUGCAAAUCCCCAAGAUGGACACCAAAUUCAAAACUGUUGACUUCCUGAUGAGUUGAGGCCAUGGUGCCAAUGGACUUUUAUGUUCAUCAUGGGCUGUAUCAAGUUCCGUGAACUGUGGUGCAACUUAGUUUCAGCUUUCUCAAUUUGUGUUUCACUUUUAGGGGGCGCCAUUGAGCCGUUUUGCACCACUUCUGUGUAUUUCCCUUAUUUCAUCAGUUCUGAUUUGCGUUCCAAUUUCCGUCCAUGGGAGAAGGAAAAUAAUAAUUCCAGGAAUUCCAAUAGGUCCUUGCACCACUGUGUGAGCGCUCGUGCCUUAAUUAAAAUUCUGGUGGUACAUCCACGUCUUGAGUGGUGCUGCCCGGCUGCUGCAGCAUUGCUUGAUGUUCUCCGUAGUCAGCUAAAAAACUUGCAUCUUAUUGAUGGCUUGCAACUCAUACAAAAAAUGUAGAGCCAUAAACCUUUAAAAACUAUCACGUCUUGAUGAGGGGCAUCUCAGUCUACUUAUGCAAGAUGCAAAAGUCAGUGGGCGUUUAUUUCGUUCUUGAAGAAACUAGAGGUAAAACCACCCACUGUCUAUACAGGUGACAGAUUAUGAAUUUAAUAUUCUGCUGCUGCAGAAAGAAAGAAAAGGCAGUUUAAUUUAUAAAGCACUUUGCACAAGGUAGGUAUGUUUGUAUUAGUGUAUAAUCACUCAUAAAAAAACAAUAAGAAUAGGCCUUUAUAUAUACAUUUGACAUUUCGGAGGCUGCUAUCUUAUUCUGGCAUGUUUCCACAAUAGCCUGAAUGGACAAACCCGCCAGAGCAUGAGUUUCUUGAUUUUAAGCGAAAUCUUACUCCGUUCCAUUUCUCUGCACCCUUCCCUUGUGGUACCAGAGUAAUGGUACAGUGUGGAGCCAUAGAUCCAUGAGAGUCAGCUGAUUGGGCGACAGAAAAGUGUCACACCGUUGCGACCCGUGUUUCUUCAACGCUAUCAGUCUAAUCUCAUUAAAAGCUUGACGUCUUGUUGAGACAAUCAGCCACAAACCGAGCAGAAAACAGAGCUGCUCGGUUG
Molecule: messenger RNA, 13807 nt
Organism: Solea solea (common sole)
Lineage: Eukaryota; Metazoa; Chordata; Actinopteri; Pleuronectiformes; Soleidae
Product: dynein axonemal heavy chain 3-like
Exons: 60
Coding region: 168-12014 (3948 amino acids)
Biological process (GO): microtubule-based movement
Cellular component (GO): dynein complex
Molecular function (GO): dynein intermediate chain binding; ATP hydrolysis activity; minus-end-directed microtubule motor activity
Source: RefSeq, a predicted model, not a curated record